AAAGGGAGACAUACAUGCGCUCUAUUUAUAGGAAUCGAUCCUCCCAAAUUUAUUUAUUAAGAUCCCAUCGUCUCCUCUCCUCAAAACACACACUUAGUCAAUCCGAUGUCGAAAAGGUACACGCUGCGGUCGAUCCGCGUGAGCCUGGGUUGCAGCAGCGCCAAGGUCUUCCAGCCGAAGCCGCGGCGCUAUUCCUCGUCCUGCUCGUGGGACAACCGCACCAACACGACUAACACUACAUUUUCGUCCUCGGACACGAAGAGCCUCGGGGCGGUGCAGGGGUUCGGGGGGACGAGCGUGGCGGUGGAGAAGGAGUCGGACGAUCCGUAUCUGGAUUUCCGGCAGUCGAUGCUGCAGAUGAUUCUGGAGAAGGAUAUUUACGCGAAAGAGGAGCUGAAGCACCUCCUCAACUGCUUCCUGCAGCUCAAUUCCCCUUACUAUCACCGCACCAUUGUCCGCGCCUUCACCGACAUCUGGAACGGCCUCUAUUCCCUCUCCGCGUAGUCUCUGUCUUAUUUAUGCAUUCGGUUUUCACAGCCUUUUUGACAUCACUUAUGCUCUAUCAAAUUGUACAUUGUUGCUGCCUUGUCAAAAUUUAUGUGAAAAUUGUUUAAUGUAAUUUCACUAACUAUUAGUACCACUAUAAUGGACUUGCUUCUUCUUUA
Molecule: messenger RNA, 665 nt
Organism: Salvia splendens (bonfire salvia)
Lineage: Eukaryota; Viridiplantae; Streptophyta; Magnoliopsida; Lamiales; Lamiaceae
Product: transcription repressor OFP6
Exons: 1
Coding region: 106-504 (132 amino acids)
Biological process (GO): negative regulation of DNA-templated transcription
Source: RefSeq, a predicted model, not a curated record